Messenger RNA from Helianthus annuus (common sunflower), 2988 nucleotides. RefSeq names its product KIN14B-interacting protein At4g14310. Bases 167 to 2824 code for a protein of 885 amino acids. Gene Ontology annotation, molecular function: protein binding. Lineage: Eukaryota; Viridiplantae; Streptophyta; Magnoliopsida; Asterales; Asteraceae. The transcript is spliced from 3 exons. The record is from RefSeq and is a predicted model, not a curated record.
AAUCACUGGAUCUAAAAAGCACUCGAGAACUGGCACUAACAUUUGAAAACACUUCCAUCAUCUCCGGCUUAACAUCAUCAUUCAUUCAAACAUUCAAAAAAAAUCACCAACAUCAUACAUUCAUACUCAACAUGCCAUAAAUCAUCCAACAAAACUUCACUCCACAAUGUCAUCCUCCACAGCACGCCGCCCAAAACACACCGUCACCGUCUCUAAAACCACCACCCUUCCACCACCAAAAACAUCCAAAAUCACAACCCCGUCAUCCAAAACAACCACGUUCACCGGAAAAGAAAACGCCAAUGUUUUCAGAUCCACUUCACGGACUCGAGCUGCAUCGAAGCCGCUGCUUCCUCCAGUGGCUCGAGCCGAUAAGGAGAGCGUGGAGCCACGCGCCAGGUGGUCAACAAGUGUCUCUGUACAGUCAAGAGGUAGAAGCUCUAGUCCUUGUGAGUUUAAUAGGAUUAAUAAUAUUAUUACAUCUGAUAUGCGUAAACCUAGGGUUUCGGUUGAUCGAAAUGCGAGAAGUGUUAGUGUUGAUAGGCCUGCUAGGGCUUCCAAUGUUCCUGAUUCUAGAUCUAGUUAUAACAUUGGAGUUAAGAGUUUAAUAACUUCUGUUGCCAGUUUUGAGAAAAGUAGUGAGUUGGUAAAAGAAUCGAAACCGAAAGGGCCGAAACUUGUAAAAGCACGAAGUGCUAGGGUUUCUACUGUUUCGGAUGAAAACUGUAGUUUAGAUUCUGUUCCGAAAGUUUCAGAGACUGUUAAGUUGUUUGAGAAGAAGUUCAGGUCGAAAUCGUGUGUAGGAUUAAGGACUGGUAGUUUAACUGAGUGUGAGGAGAAUGGUAUUCGGUCGAGUUUUGGUAAUUCUAGUGGGAAGUUAAGUAGAGGGAGUGGUUUGGAUGUUUCGAAAGAGAAGAAGCCGAGUGAAGAUAGUUUAAGUGCUAAGUAUCCGAGUAAGCUGCACGGGAAACUUGCGUUUUUGGAAGAGAAGGUGAAGAGAAUAGCGUCGGAUAUUAAGAGGACUAAGGAGAUGCUGGAUUUGAAUAAUCCUGGUGCGUCGAAAGUGAUGCUUUCGGAUAUUCAAGAUUCUGUUGAGGGGAUUGAGAAGGCAAUGGGUGAUGUUGUGAGUGGUGAAAUUGUAAGUGAUAAUUUGCAGAUAAACACGACAAAAAGGCGUAGUUCAAUUAAGGAGUCAAGUGAUUCAAGAAGUUCAGCUAAGGGAUUGAAUACUGAUGAACUCGAAGCACGGUUCUUUCCUCACCAUAAAUUACUCAGAGACCGAUCAACACUAAAAGCGCCUUUAGGAAGCCACGAAACCUUCAAUACAGAAGCUGUUUUAGCUAUCACCAAAGCAAAACAGCGUGAAAAUAGUAGUGCGCCUGUGUUAUCAGAUUUAUCGAGUAAAGAGGAGUCUAAAGUUACAGUUAGGGACUGUUUGGAGAUAUGCAGAGUUGAAGAAACAGACAGCACAGUAAAUACAAAAGAACAGGAUUCCUUAAACACUUAUGAUGGAAAAGGACCAAAAGGUAAUGUUGAGACAAUGCUCACUGCUUAUGAAACACUAGAAGAAUGUGACGAAGAAGAAAAUAAAACAGUUAUGAUACAUGUAGAGGAGAUAGAUGAUAGUUUCAACAAUCAAUUAAAUGAGAUCGGGCACAAGAAUUCCACCGGUGGAUGGUUUGUAUCAGAGGGAGAGUCUGUUCUACUUGCACAUGAUGACGGUUCUUGCACGUUCUACGAUGUUGUCAACUCUGAGGUGAAAUCCACAUACGAGCCUUUAGCCGAAGUUUCAACUAAUCUGUGGAGAGACUGUUGGAUAGUACGUGCACCUGGUGCAGACGGUUACUCUGGAAGAUACGUUGUGGCUGCAUCAGCCGGAAAUAGAACCGAUGCAGGCUUUUGUUCAUGGGACUUUUACACCAAAGAAGUAAAAUCAUUUCACAUAGAUGAAGUGACUAAUACAAGUAGUACAAGUAACCGGCAAUGGUGGUAUAAACCGUGCGGUCCACUUAUUAUCUCAACAACCAGUAAUCAAAAGGGUGUCAGGGUUUAUGAUAUUCGCGAUGGAGAGCAUGUUUCGAAGUGGGAUGUGCAGAGUUUUGUUUUGUCAAUGGAGAAUUCGAGCCCGUUGCAAUGGAGAAACAGGGGAAAGGUGGUUUUAGCGGAGACUGGGGGUGUUUGUUUGUGGGAUUUAGGGUCCAUUACCCCUGAACCGUUACUCUCGGUUUCGGCUAAUGGUGAAAAGAUUUUGGCACUUCAUGUAAAUAAUACUGAUGCUGAGCUUGGUGGAGGCGUUCGCCAAAGAGUAAGUUCAUCAGAAGCUGAAGGGAACGACGGUGUAUUCUGCACAUCAGAUUCUAUAACCGUACUAGACUUUCGUCAUCCAGCUGGCAUUGGUCUCAAGAUUCCAAAACAUAACACCACUGCCCAUUCGGUUUUUUCUCAUGGGGAUUCCAUCUAUCUCGGUUGCAGUGGCUCACCAUCAGCCACCAAAAAACCGCCAUCCUCCGCCCAAAUCCAACAGUUCUCUUUACGCAAACAGAAGCUGUUCACCACCUACACGUUACCCGAAUCUAACACACAUUACAAAGCCAUAACACAAGUUUGGGGUAACUCAAAUUUUGUCAUGGGUGUAUGUGGCUCGGGUAUGUUUGUAUUUGAUGCAUUGAAAGAUGAUGACUCGAGAGGUGAUCAUGGAAAUUGUCAAAAGCUUAGAGAGACUAUCGGGCCUGAUAACUUAUAUUGUCCUUCGUUUGAUUAUUUGGGAUCACGAGCUCUGCUUAUAUCAAGAGACCGCCCUGCGGUCUGGAAAUACUUAGCUUAGUUACCAUAACUUAUGGUUUUGAGUUUGUGUAAUAUAUUCGUCACCAAGUGUGUGUAUUUGCUGUUUCGUGUAUUGUUUGUUACAUUUCCGUAUGUCAUGGAGUUUGAAGCUUAAUACAUGACAACUUAGGAUCUGUUUAUAUAAAAACCUGGUCAAUUUUAGCC